Pseudopipra pipra is the source of this 2576-nucleotide messenger RNA. RefSeq names its product hypoxanthine phosphoribosyltransferase 1 (gene HPRT1). The transcript is spliced from 9 exons. Gene Ontology annotation, cellular component: cytosol. Gene Ontology annotation, biological process: GMP salvage; hypoxanthine metabolic process; purine ribonucleoside salvage. Bases 132 to 788 code for a protein of 218 amino acids. Lineage: Eukaryota; Metazoa; Chordata; Aves; Passeriformes; Pipridae. Gene Ontology annotation, molecular function: hypoxanthine phosphoribosyltransferase activity; magnesium ion binding. The record is from RefSeq and is a predicted model, not a curated record.
CGCGGAGGCGGCGCCGGGGCCGCUGCGGGCGCGGUGCCUCCCGCUCCCCCUGCCCGCCGCCACCGCUCCGAGCCGCCUCUGCCGCCGCUGCUCCGAGCCGCCCGCAGCCGCCGCCGGCGGGGCCGCGCUCCAUGGCGACCCCCAGCCCCUGCAUCGUGAUUGGUGAUGAUGAACAAGGCUACGACCUGGAUUUGUUCUGCAUACCUAAGCAUUAUGCAGAUGAUUUGGAAAAAGUCUAUAUUCCUCAUGGGCUCAUCAUGGACAGGACGGAGAGACUGGCACGAGAAAUUAUGAAGGGCAUGGGAGGACACCACAUUGUGGCACUCUGUGUACUGAAGGGUGGCUAUAAAUUUUUUGCUGAUUUAUUAGACUACAUCAAAGCCCUGAACAGAAACAGUGACAAAUCAAUCCCCAUGACUGUGGACUUCAUUAGGUUGAAGAGUUACUGUAAUGAUCAGUCAACUGGAGAUAUCAAAGUGAUUGGGGGAGAUGACCUCUCAACCUUGACUGGAAAGAAUGUUUUGAUUGUAGAAGAUAUAAUUGAUACUGGUAAAACAAUGAAAACGUUGCUGUCUCUACUUAAGCAGUACAAUCCAAAGAUGGUGAAAGUAGCCAGUUUGUUGGUAAAAAGAACUCCUCGAAGUGUUGGAUAUCGACCAGACUUUGUUGGAUUUGAAGUGCCAGACAAGUUUGUUGUGGGAUACGCCCUAGAUUACAAUGAAUACUUUAGAGAUUUGAACCAUAUCUGUGUGAUCAGCGAGACAGGGAAGCAGAAGUACAAAGCAUGAAAGCAGAGUUCAAGUGCUGUGACAACAGAGCUUUGAAAUGUUUUGUUUACUGAGUCCUAUCUUUCACAGGCUUCAGCUCUGGCACACCAGCUACACUUGUAGAAUGCCCCAACCCCAUUGCUAUAUGCUUACUAUAAUUUAUUGCAUGUACAAUAUAAGAGCUCGUCUUGUUCAUUUAUAUUUUAGAAAUGUAAACAACUAGUGCAGUUCUGCACUCCUUAUUUUGAUUUGCACUAUGACUCUACCGACUAUCGCUGCCCCUGGUUGGGUUGUGCUGUUUGUGAGCUCCAGAGUCUAACUCUUGCAGUGGUAAAUUGCUUAAACCUCAUCAACCCAGAACUGAAAUAGUUCAAGUACUGUAAAUGUAAAACAUUUUAUGAUAGGGAAGUCUAUUAGUAAUAUUUUUAAAAUCUGUAAUUUAAGUUUUAUAUUUUAAUGCACAGAUGUGAUUGUGAUUAAUGGAUAGUUGCACCUUUGGGUGUUAUAAAGCAUGAGGAACAGCCAGUUACAGUAUCUGUAAUCUCCAAGGAGCUCAUUCAAAUCUCCGGGAGUUGCCUUAUUGCUGUAAAGGAAGUCUGCGUGGAAAAAAUGUCUUUUUCCUUUUUUUCUUUUUUUUUAAAAGAUGGAAUGACAAAACAGAAUGUUUAAAAUCUAGUUUUAGUUGAGUUGCCUAUUUCUGUUAGAUUUUUUUUCUUUAAAAAUAUCCAUCGGUCUGUGGAAUUGCCUUUUAAAUUUAAACAAUUUUAAUAUAUUUGUGGAAAAAAAAAGUAUUGUAAUGUUUACUUUACAAGAUCUACAAAGCAAAAUUCUUUAAAUAAAGGCUGUCUCUUUAAAAUAAGCCCCACACAUCUAUCCCACUCAUUCUGUAUAUUAAAGUGCUCUUGAAAUUUCCUUCUCAGUAAUAUUGCCCAUAAGUGUUUGUGACAGUGGAGGCAGACUCAACAUUUGUUACCUUUGUAGAGCUUCUGGUUAACAUAAUCCUGUCUAUGAUAGAGAUGAUAAAGUGCUGAGGGAAGAUAUUGAAACAGUUGCAUAUUUUCUAACCAAACCAGAUUUCAGAGAAUAUGGUUUAAGCACUGAUCUUUGUUCUGUCUUGGCAAAAAUGAAGAGUGGAGGUUCCAUCUUCAUUAAACAUAUCCAUGUGGGAAAAAAAAAGCCAAACCACAACCAUUUUUUAAGUAAUCAUUUUGGUUUGUUUCACCAACACUUCUGUUUGUGUGGAGUUCGGUUCUGGCCACGGCAGCCCAGCUCACACCUGUAUUUGUGCCGUGCUUUUUGGGUCUCGUUCUUCUGCACGUGGAUUCUCCCAGCAUAUCCUCGGAUUUAACGCUGCUCAGUGCUUACACACAACGGAGUUUUUGAAAGAUUCUGUUUUGAGAGAUUUUUCUGUGGUUUCAAAGUUUGAGUCUUUCCCAAGUGCUUCACACUGUUGCCCAUCCAUGGCCUGCUCAGGUACAGCUGCAGUAGUUAAUAGCAGACCUAAAAUAUGAAUUCACACACUGUCAUCCACAUCAAAUGACCACACUGUAUGAGAGAUCUAUUUGUAAAUCAGAAUUCUCAUUACAAGUGUUAGAACGCUGGUCAUGAUUAUACUGUACUUUUGCAAUGUUCUGGGUAAUGUUCCAAGGAGCUUUUAUCUCAAUGCACUACAAAGUCUGAUUGUAUUCCUCAACGUUUGUGUAUCUGCCUUUUCAAGAGCCUGUGGCUUGUUGCAAAAAUGUGCAAUGCAUCUCCAAGAAGAGGAAACACAAAUGCAACGCGAGAAAAUAUAAACCCACUUGAAAAUUA